GGGAUUACCUGAAUGACUCGAAUAAACAUUCGAUCUGUGAAGUAAUUAAUUUAAACGAGUAGACUAUGAAAAAGAAAAAAAUCUUUUUCUGCAAAGUAAUGGUGAUGUUAUGUCAGAAGUGAAUAGGCCUCUGUUUAAUGUUAAGGAGACUGAAAUGUUAUCAAGUGCAAAAGAGGAAACAUUUCUGGUAUUUAUAAAUAUAAGAUCGAUAACCAAAAAGAUAGAGAAACUGGAAGUGUUCUUGAAUGAAGUAAAGCCCAAAUAUUAUGUGUAGCAGAACACUGGCUAGGGGAAAACAAAUGCGUAACACUGCCAGGAUACAGCUAUAUUACUACAUUUUGUAGAAAACCUGCAAAAAACGGAGUUUCUUAUGGAGGAGUGGCAAUUUUAGUUAAUGAAGCGUAUGCGAUUGACUUAAGAGUACUAGACAUAAGUAAAUAUUCAAGGGAGGGAGAAUUAGAACUUACGGCAGUACACUGCAUAACCCAGAACAUAAUAAUAAUAAACAUUUAUAGAGUACCUAAUACAACCAAAGAGAGCAUUGAAAAAUUUUCUGCUGUUAUCGCGGAAUUAGUAGAUUAAUUGGGAAACAAGACAGGAAAAUUAAUUUUAUGUGGUGAUUUUAAUUUUAAUUGUAAGCAAGUGGUUAAAGAGAGCAAGGGACUGCUAGAACUAAUUGCAACUAACAAUCUGGAAAUUUUAGUCGAGGAGGUGACGAGGAUAAAAUCGAAUGCUUGUUUGGAUAACAUCGUUACUAAUAUAGAAGAAACUAGAGUCAGAGUGAUGGAACCUGCUCUCUCGGACCACAAAGCACUAGUAUUAACACUCAAAGGAGUAAAAUUUAACAAUCAGGAGAAAUGUGUAGAGUAAGGAAUUUCAGUAUUGAAAACUUUGAAAACUUUCAAGGGAACCUCUUAGCGCUAAAGAAAAUUAGGAAUGGAUACUAUGAAAACCCAGAUGAUCUCUACAGUGAUUUUGCAAAGAUGUUUAAAAGCAUCUAUGAACAAUCUUUUCCAUGGAAGAAAGUUAACAGAAAAAGGAAAACUUGGAUGGACUCUGAAGUGAAGGAGGCAAGAGAAUGGCUAUUGAUACUACAAAGAUACGCAAAUGACUCAGAAGAGGCCAAUGAAAGUUUUAAAAGUUUUCAAAGAAAAUACUUAACAUUAUUACAAAGAAAAAAGUCAAAGCAUAUUCAAAAAGCAAUCAACAAUAGUAAAAAUCCGUCAAAAACUCUGUGGGAUCAAGUGAAGAGAAACUCAAAUUUUAAAGAAAAAAGUAAAAAUAAUUUUAUUUUAGAUAGGAAUGAAAUACCACCGCAUGAAAUAAUGAAUGAAUACAAUAAAUUUUCAACGACGAUAAAAGAAAGGGUUACUCUCAUCAAAAGCAAUCUAGGUCCACUAGCAGUAGUACCUAGAAUAGAAAAUACAUGUGUACUACAUCCGACGGAUAUCUAUGAAGUGGAGACCAUUAUAAAUGAACUGAAAAAUAAAAGUUCAGUGGGUGAAGAUCAAAUCCCCAUCCAGAUUAUAAAAAAAUCAGUCAAACACACACGUGAAAUAAUAGCGAGAGUUUUCAAUCUCAUGAUAGAAUGUGGGCAGUA
Bemisia tabaci is the source of this 1600-nucleotide messenger RNA. Lineage: Eukaryota; Metazoa; Arthropoda; Insecta; Hemiptera; Aleyrodidae. The record is from RefSeq and is a predicted model, not a curated record.